UCAAGUGUCGUUGCUAUGGUGACAGCUUAUAACGUUUCAACACCGAUCUUAAGUCUAGUGAACAUUUUUACACCCGCUUUUAAAAUCGUGCGCUGUUGGCACUAACGAACACCUGUGGAUUUUCCGAAUGGAACCGAUUCUGUCCGAACUUUGAACGCGCCCUCCCACAGCGCGCCUCCCUCCUCUCCCCAGUCGUGGUGCAAGCAGCCAUGUUUGCUUGCUCUUGUUCCGGUAUCGGUAGAUCGUGCGCAUAGGCUGCAUUCGGGCGCAGCUCUGCCUCACUCGCCCGUUGACACGCACUCCCAGUCCACCGAGGAAUCGAAAAAGCCCUGUUGCCAAGAAUGGAUUGUAGAACUUAAAUCGUUUAUACGCCCCACGGAAAUCAACCGGGCACUGGUAAAACGCCGGGAAUUUUUACCAACACACUGCAGCAGUGCAGCAGUUGAACGACCUUAUUCAAAUCACGCAAUCGGGAAGACGGUGAUUUCCGUGGAUUUGGAGUUUGGUGGAUUUUUGCUGGCCAGUAACGUUAGCUAGCAAACGUGAUCUGCCGUUUGCAGACGCAUAGAAAUGAACCCGUUUUAACUGAAAAACAAAGGCGGAAUGUUCAACUGGUUAUGUCGGUAGGAAUAGAGUGGGGACACUAUUAUGACAUUCUUCUAACCGAGACUGGAUGACCAACCGGAAAGAUUUGGAUUUUCUCUACAACCGCAAACUAAGGUCGACACCGGGGCCACUUGGCCUGAAGUUUUGAAGUCCUCGGACUUGAUUUUUAGCUCUUGGAAUAGACACUGAUAGCGCCAGCGGGUUUUUUUGACAGCUGAGGUUGUCGCACUUGCUAGCCAAGUGGUUAGCAUUCAAUUUGGACUUUGACUCCACUUAAACGUAUAGCUCAUCAGAUUUUUUAGGGACUUUUAUUAGCUUGCUAGCUAGUAACGCUCCUUAUCAGUUAAGCUUGGCAGCGUUCGCCUUCCUAGGAUUGGAAAACGGAAUUACACUUGUCAACCACCAACUCUCGGUUUGAACGUUUCUUUCAGUUUCGGGAAAUUACUCUUUUCUCGUCGCUAUGGGAGGUGUACCUGCAGCUAGCUAGCUGACUAACUUAGCAAACCGCUGGCUAAUGAGGGAAUCAACUUGUUGAACACACGGAGCGAGUCGUGUGGCUUGCUGGCUGGCUAGCUAUCUGGCCAGCAAAGGAACAACUUUUUCCUCCAAGUUGUGAAUAUUUGGGGUCCCUCGCUAUCUCAGAAGCUGGCUAGAUGAACAUAGUAGCCUGAACUUUUUUUAUUCGUCUCUCCCAGACCCCCGGUUUUUCUAAAUCCUUGAAGAUGUCGACCAGAGCGCCAUUGCUGGCUGUCAUUGAAAAUUCGUCUAGCCAGCCGGACUCCAAGUCCGGGAGCCGUCCCAGCAUGCCGCGGUGUCGGAACUCGGUUGCCACGACGGCGGAGGAGACGCCUCACAUCGGUAACUACCGGUUACUGAAGACCAUCGGGAAGGGCAACUUCGCCAAGGUCAAACUGGCACGACACGUCCUCACAGGGAAGGAGGUGGCUGUGAAGAUUAUUGAUAAGACCCAACUCAACUCUUCUAGUCUACAAAAGGUGACUUUUCGGGAAGUGAGAAUCAUGAAGCUGUUGAAUCAUCCAAAUAUAGUCAAGCUGUUUGAGGUGAUUGAGACAGAGAAGACGCUGUACCUGGUGAUGGAGUACGCCAGUGGAGGUGAGGUGUUUGAUUACCUUGUGGCUCACGGCAGGAUGAAAGAGAAGGAGGCACGCGCCAAGUUCAGACAGAUUGUGUCUGCAGUGCAGUACUGUCACCAAAAGAACAUAGUACACCGAGACUUGAAGGCUGAGAACCUGCUCCUGGAUGCAGAUAUGAACAUCAAGAUAGCAGACUUUGGCUUCAGUAAUGAGUUCACCCUGGGCAGCAAGCUGGACACCUUCUGUGGCUCCCCGCCCUACGCCGCCCCGGAGCUCUUCCAG
Messenger RNA from Osmerus eperlanus (European smelt), 1982 nucleotides. Its product is annotated as serine/threonine-protein kinase MARK2-like. Lineage: Eukaryota; Metazoa; Chordata; Actinopteri; Osmeriformes; Osmeridae. Gene Ontology annotation, biological process: protein phosphorylation; microtubule cytoskeleton organization; intracellular signal transduction. Gene Ontology annotation, molecular function: protein serine/threonine kinase activity; tau-protein kinase activity; ATP binding. Gene Ontology annotation, cellular component: cytoplasm. The transcript is spliced from 8 exons. The annotation marks the transcript as partial. The record is from RefSeq and is a predicted model, not a curated record.